Molecule: messenger RNA, 1663 nt
Organism: Glossina fuscipes
Lineage: Eukaryota; Metazoa; Arthropoda; Insecta; Diptera; Glossinidae
Exons: 10
Coding region: 434-1594 (386 amino acids)
Source: RefSeq, a predicted model, not a curated record
GUCCUUUUUGCCAUGUACAUAUAUCACUUUGUCGCGUCCAAGCAGAGAUGCCAGUUUUUCGGCUUUUGCUAAUUUUUCGUCUCACUUCCUCUUCUUCUAAUUGCAUAAUUGAAACUUGGCAGCUUUGCCCUCAGCAAUUUAUUUGACAAUUUACUAAUCAAUCUUUGCCUCGAAUUCAAAAAAUUUUUGCCUUCUUGGAAAUUUUCGCCAUCCUGCCUAUCUUUGGAAUCGCCUCCUUGUAAAGGUGAAGCAGUGAAAAUUGCCGGUUUGAUGCAGUUUGACUGAAUUAAUCGUGUUAACUUGCGUAAAUUUUCGCGUUUUCUGCGUUCCUGGCUGCAAGUGUUCAAGCUGUCACGUCUCUAUCUCAGAGAAAGCGAAAUAAGUGCUGGACCAACAUCUUUCUUCAUCUUAAUAGAAAGCAUUCAACAGCAAAAUGGGCAAAGAAAAAAAAGAAAGGAAAUCAAAAGGCAAUAAAAGCCCCGCGGACGUGUUCGCAUAUUAUAAAAACUUUACCAGGAAACUGCGAAUGGAUUUACAUAAAUCUGUCGCUCACCUUACGCAAUAUAAAGCGUUGCGUAUGGAGGACGCAGACACUAUACAAGAUUUGAAUGACAAACUAAGGGAACGCGAUGAGAAAAUUAAAAAAAUCAACGAAGAAGUCAUUGGUUUGAAACAAGCUAAUGGGAAGGCAAAGGAGGAUGCACGAACGUUUCGUGAAACAUACUAUAAACUAGAGCUGAGCUACGAUGAAAAUAUUACGCUAUUAAAAAAACAAAUUGAAAAAUUAUCCCAAGAGAUAUUAAAAAUGAACGUCGAAAAAAAUAAGCAAAUUGCUGAAAUAACUCAGCGCUGCGAUGGCUUGCAGCAGCAAUGUGCUGAAGAAGUCCAGGCUUGUGAAAACCUAAAUAAAGAGUACAAUAGCGCGAUGAUAGACAUAAAUGAAUUAAAACUGCAGCUUGUCGAAAAUAAAAAAGAUUUUGAAGAGUUCAAAAAGGCAAAAGAAUUAGAAGCGGAAGCUCUCAAUAAGAACUUUGAGGAUCAGUUGAAAAACCUACAGGAGGAAUUGCAAAAAAAAGAGUUGGACGUACAAAGGGCCGUUAACGAUAAAGAAAAUAUGGAGAAGGAAAAAGAUCACAUUAUUGCACUGUUGCAAUAUAGAGUUCGGGAGAUUAAAAGAGUUUUUUGUCAACCGGCGUUGCUCGUGCAACCCCGUAUUUCCAACAAGGGCAAUAAUGAAAUACAAAAUCCUGAACAGACUGCUGACGAAAAUAUUGCUAUAACCAAGCCGAUGGUUUAUUCAUCAUCAUCUUCAGAUGAAGAAGUUCCUUUACAAAAUUUGGUUCAAAGUAGGCAAAAUACCGAUUUGGUUCCAACUUCUAAUGAGCAACCAGAAUGCAAAAGGAUCCGUAAACGUUCUUCAAAGCGUUUUGAGGAACCGCGUAAUCGUUCACCGUCGUUCCUUAGAUCGAAUUCUAACGAGGAAGGUGACUUUUCGAGCUUGGAUGAAUGGGAACCAAGUGUUAAACGCGUUAAAAAAGAAGUGACUUUAUCGAAAACUACUUCAGAUGCUUUUGAUAAACUAAAGCUUUUUUGAAGUUCUUUUUAUUCGUGAACCGUUUCCUUGUGAAACGUAACACAUUGCUGUUACAUGAAUUUAAAAUAU